Messenger RNA from Nematolebias whitei (Rio pearlfish), 5669 nucleotides. RefSeq names its product dedicator of cytokinesis protein 9. The record is from RefSeq and is a predicted model, not a curated record. Gene Ontology annotation, biological process: small GTPase-mediated signal transduction; positive regulation of GTPase activity. Gene Ontology annotation, molecular function: guanyl-nucleotide exchange factor activity. NCBI's taxonomy places the organism in Eukaryota, Metazoa, Chordata, Actinopteri, Cyprinodontiformes, Rivulidae.
GAAGAGGAUACCUGACUGUGACACUCCCGUCCGAACGGAGGGAAGAAUCCAUGUGGGACACGCUGAGUUUUAGGAGCGAAGACGGAACCGAUGGGCGGGAAUGAACACCACGAGCCAACUUCCAGCUCGUGGUGCGCACAAAAAGUGGGGAUCGAUACGGAUUAACCAGUGAUGGAUUCCCUCUGAGCGUCGGGUUGGACGGGUUGACGCGCGGAGCGCUGCGUAACGAUGGGCACCCCGGCGCACCCGGAGACCAGGAAGUUUACGCGGUGUCUGAGUAAACCUGGCACCGCGGCCGAGCUCAGGCAGAGUGUCUCCGAGGUGGUGAGGACAUCCGUGUUGGUCGUGAAACGGAAGGUGAUCGAGCCGCUGGAUUAUGAAAAUGUGCUGGUUCAGAGAAAGACCCAGAUCCUCAGUGAUGUUCUCAGGGACAUGCUGCAGUUCCCCCUCGAGGACUUUGAGAUUUCAACUCUGAGGCGCCACGGAAGAACUCUGCACCCCACAGUGCCUGAAAAUGCUGAGCGGGAGGCCCAGAGCCUGUUUGUCCAAGAGUGCAUUAAGACCUACAAGUCCGACUGGCAUGUCGUCAACUACAAGUACGAGGACUAUUCUGGUGAUUUCCGACAGCUUCCAAACAAAGUGUCACGGCCUGAGAAACUUCCUGUUCAUGUGUUUGAAGUGGACGAGGACGUCGAUAAAGAUGAGGACACAGCCUCCUUAGGAUCCCAGAAAGGUGGGAUUUCCAAACAUGGCUGGCUCUACAAAGGAAACAUGAACAGCGCCAUCAGUGUCACCAUGAGGUCAUUCAAGAGGAGGUAUUUCCACCUAACUCAGCUCGGCGAUGGCUCGUAUAAUUUAAACUUCUACAAGGACGAGAAGAUUUCCAAAGAGCCCAAAGGAACCAUUUUCCUGGAUUCCUGUAUGGGUGUGAUUCAGAGCACAAGAGAUACAGAUUACAGGAUGAGGAAUGAAACCAGACUGAAACUGUUCACUCUGGACCCAGACACUCAGAAACUUGACUUCUCAGGAAUAGAGCCAGACGUGAAGCAGUUUGAGGAGAAGUUUGGCAAGCGGGUGCUGGUGAACUGCAACGACCUCUCGUUUAACCUGCAAAGCUGCGUCGCAGAAAACGAGGAGGGGCCGACGACGAAUGUGGAGCCAUUCUAUGUGACCCUGUCUCUGUUUGACAUCCAGAACGGUAGAAAAAUCUCCUCCGACUUCCACGUUGACUUGAACCACCCAUCUGUGAGGGGCAUGGUGCCCAGUAACACCAGUCAGUAUAUGAACGGAGGGGCUGACGCCCGUCCCGAGGGACAGCGGUUUAUCCACGGAAUAUCAGAAGCUGCUUUGCAGUAUCCCCGACAGGGAGUGUUCUCAGUAACAUGCCCUCAUCCAGAUAUCUUCCUGGUGGCUCGCAUCGACAAGGUGCUUCAGGGGGGGAUCACCCACUGCGCUGAACCUUACAUGAAGAGUUCAGACUCCACCAAGAUGGCACAGAAGGUCCUGAAAAAUGCCAAGCUGGCAUGCAGUCGACUGGGCCAGUACAGGAUGCCUUUUGCCUGGGCAGCGAGAUCUUUGUUCAAAGACGCUUCAGGGACUCUUGACAAAAGUGCACGUUUCUCAGCUCUGUACAGGCAGGACAGCAACAAGCUGUCCAAUGACGACAUGCUCAAACUGCUGGCUGAUUUCAGAAAACCGGAGAAGAUGGCCAAGCUGCCUGUAAUUUUAGGAAACCUUGACGUCACCAUCGACAGUGUUGCACCUGACUUGACAAAUUGUGUUACCUCAUCCUACAUUCCUGUGAAGCAGUUUGAUGUGAGCGAACGGAGCAACGUCUUUUUUGAAGUGGAGGAGUUCGUGCCGUGCAUCGCCAAAUGCUCUCAGCCUUUCACCAUCUACAACAAUCACCUCUACGUUUACCCGAAGCACUUGAAAUACGACAACCAGAAGUCGUUUGCAAAGGCGAGAAACAUUGCCGUCUGCAUCGAGUUCAGGGACUCGGAUGAUGAAGACGCUGUUUCACUGAAGUGCAUCUAUGGGCGACCGGGGGGACCCUUGUUUACCAAAAAUGCCUUUACAUCAGUAUUACAUCACCAGCACAACCCCGAAUUCUACGAUGAAUUUAAGAUUGAGCUGCCAACUCAGCUCCAUGAGAAACAUCACCUGCUCUUCACCUUCUACCAUGUGAGCUGUGAGAGCAACAGCAAGGCCAGCACCAAAAAGAGAGACGUGGUAGAGAUGCAAGUGGGUUACGCCUGGCUCCCCUUGCUGAAGGAUGGCCGAGUGGUCAUGAAUGAGAGUCACAUCUCUGUGGCUGCAAACCUGCCUGCUGGAUACCUGAGCUGUCAGGAGGGAGCCAGCAAGCAUUUGGGUCCGGAGGUCAAAUGGGUCGAUGGAGGAAAGCCAUUAUUCAAAGUGUCCACUCAUCUCGUGUCCACUGUGUACACUCAGGAUCAACAUUUGCACAACUUCUUUCUUCACUGUCAGAGCGUUGCAUCAGCAGCUCAAGUGUCAGGAGGAGAACUGGUCAAAUUCCUGAAAAGUUUGCAUGCCAUGGAGAGUCAUGUGAUGAUCAAGUUCUUGCCAACCAUCCUCAAUCAGCUGUUCAGGGUCUUGACCAGCAACACACAAGAGGAUGUCACAGUGAACGUCACCAGAGUCAUGAUUCACGUUGUCGCCCAGUGCCACGAGGAAGGCUUGGAGCACUACCUUCGCUCCUAUGUGAAGUAUGUGUUUAAGACUGAGCCGUACACGUCCUCAACCACCCGAACUGUGCACGAAGAGUUGGCAAAAGCCAUGACUGCAAUCCUGAAACCUUCCACUGACUUCCUGACAUGCAACAAGCUGCUCAAGUACUCCUGGUAUUUCUUUGAAGCCUUAAUCAAGUCCAUGGCUCAGUUCUUGAUUGAAAGCUGUAAAGUAAGGCUGUCCAGAAAUCAGCGCUUCUCUGCACCCUUCCAUCACACCGUGGAGACUCUGGUCAACAUGAUGAUGCCACACAUCACUCAGAAGUACAAGGACAAUCUGGAUGCUGCUCGAAAUGCCAACCACAGCCUGGCAGUCUUCAUAAAGCGCUGCUUUAACCUAAUGGACCGAGGCUUUGUGUUCAAGCAGAUCAACAACUACAUCAACUGCUUUAUGCCUGGAGAUCCAAAGACACUGUUUGAGUUCAAGUUUGAGUUCCUGCGUGUUGUGUGCAACCACGAACACUAUGUGCCCCUAAACCUGCCCAUGCCUUUUGGAAAGGGGAGGAUACUGAGAUUUCAAGACCUCCAGAUGGAGUACUCAUUGACAGAGGACUUCUGCAGAAACCAUUUUCUGGCCGGGCUGCUGCUCAGGGAGGUCAGCGCAGCUUUGCAGGAGUUCAGAGAGAUUCGUCAGAUAGCCAUCCACGUGCUGAAGAACCUCAUGAUCAAACACACGUUUGACGACCGCUACACUUCCAAGAGCCAGCAGGCCAGGCUGUCCACCUUGUACUUUCCCUUGUUUGGUCUGCUUCAGGAGAACGUCAACAGACUGAACGUGAAGGAAGUUUCCCCAUUUCCCAUCAACCACUCCAAUAACAAUGGAAGAGAAGAUCCACUUCUGAGCAACACGUUAAUGACACCUCCAAGGUCCAGCACAUUCCUGGACACCAGCUUGCACAAAGAUGUUUUUGGAGCCAUCUCAGGCACCACUUCUCCUCAUGCAUCAUCCACCCCAAACAUUAACUCUGUGCGCCACACUGACUCUCGUGGCUCGCUGAUCAGCACCGAUUCUGGGAACAGCCUGCCUGAGAGGAACAAUGAUAAAGGCAAUUCUCUGGACAAGAACCAGCCGGUCUCGGCCUUGGGAAGCUCCCUUCUGCGCUGUGACAAACUGGAUCAGGCAGAGGUUAAGAGCCUCCUCAUGGGUCUUUUGCACGUACUUAAAAGCAUGUCCGAGGAUGCUCUGUUCACGUAUUGGAACAAAUCUUCAUCUGCUGAGCUGAUGGACUUUUUCACUUUAAUAGAGGUGUGCCUCCAUCAGUUUAGGUACAUGGGAAAAAGAUACAUUGCAAGGAGCCAGGAUGGGGCAGGACCCGUGGCACAUGAGCGGAAGGCUCAGACUCUGCCUGUGUCCCGUAACAGGGCGGGAAUGAUGCAUGCCCGCUUACAGCAGCUCAGCAGCCUGGAUAACUCAUACACUUUUAACUACACCUACAGUCACUCGGAUGCCGAUGUGUUGAAUCAGUCACUGCUGGAGGCCAACAUCGCCACUGAGGUGUGUCUAACUGUCCUGGACACUCUCAGUAUCUUCAUCAUGAGUUUUAAGACACAGCUUAGCUCUGAUCAUGGCCAUAGUCCACUCAUGAAGAAGGUAUUUGAAGUCCACCUCUGCUUCCUGCGCAUCAAUCAGUCAGAAACUGCCCUGAAACAGGUUUUCACAUCGCUGCGCACCUUUAUCUACAAGUUCCCAUGCACAUUUUUUGAGGGACGUGCAGAUAUGUGUGCAGCUUUCUGCUAUGAGAUCCUGAAGUGUUGCAACUCCAAGCUGAGCUCCAUUCGCAGCGACGCGGCUCACCUGCUGUAUUUUCUCAUGAAGAGCAACUUCGACUACACAAGUCGCAAGUCGUUUGUCAGGACGCACUUACAGGUGGUGAUUGCUGUCAGUCAGCUGAUAGCUGAUGUGAUCGGCAUCGGAAGUACCCGCUUCCAGCAGUCUCUGUCCAUAAUCAACAAUUGUGCCAACAGUGAUAAAACCAUAAAGCACACCGCUUUCCCAUCAGAUGUGAAGGACCUGACCAAACGCAUCAGGACGGUUCUGAUGGCCACGGCUCAAAUGAAGGAGCAUGAGAGAGAUCCGGAGAUGCUUGUGGACCUGCAGUACAGCCUCGCCAAGUCUUACGCCAGCACGCCCGAGCUGCGCAAGACCUGGCUGGACAGCAUGGCCCGAAUCCAUGUGAAGAAUGGAGAUCUGUCAGAGGCGGCCAUGUGCUACGUUCACGUUGCAGCACUUGUGGCCGAAUACCUUCGGAGAAAAGCCAUGUUCAAGCAGGGCUGCUCCGCUUUCCGAGUUGUGACUCCAAACAUUGAUGAAGAGGCAGCCAUGAUGGAGGACGUCGGCAUGCAGGACGUCCACUUCAACGAGAUCACUCCUGUGGAAGACGGCAUGAAGAGUGUCCUCCCAGACUCGCUCCACAUCUUCAACGCCAUCAGCGGCACGCCGACCUCCGUCACCAUCCAGGGGGUGCCGCACUCGGCCUCGGUGAUAUGAUCCGGAUCAGGGCUUGUAUAUUCACUGAUGAGGCCCAUGUUGCUGCUGGGACCAGAGACUGCUCUCACCCUUGUUUUGCACCCCGGUCGUAUCAGACGACCACAAACGAGGCACUGGACUUUUUAUCACACUUAUGGUGGGCCUGUUGACGGUUUAGACGACAGCACUGAGGAGAGGCCUGAGAAAUGGAGAGGACUCUAUGCAGAAAUAUCACGACUAUUUUUUUUUCUGUUUGAUUGUUUUCUGCGUUAUGGACAGAAAUUAAGUUUGAUGAGACGAAGAAUAAGCAGUGUUUUCCAAUGAAAAAUUCCUUUCGGAAUUUUUUUUUUACAUGCAUGUUGCUACAUCACCCAGAAAAAUCCCGUUUUUUCUUAUUUUGAUAAUAUUUCACAAUAUGUUUCUUAUGUACAGUAUUCCACUUUUGUAAGCCACUG